This is a messenger RNA of Gadus macrocephalus (Pacific cod), 2400 nucleotides long. RefSeq names its product protein O-glucosyltransferase 1 (gene poglut1). Gene Ontology annotation, biological process: protein O-linked glycosylation; positive regulation of Notch signaling pathway. Gene Ontology annotation, cellular component: endomembrane system. The coding region runs from base 87 to 1262 and encodes 391 amino acids. Gene Ontology annotation, molecular function: UDP-glucosyltransferase activity; UDP-xylosyltransferase activity. The transcript has 11 exons. The record is from RefSeq and is a predicted model, not a curated record. NCBI's taxonomy places the organism in Eukaryota, Metazoa, Chordata, Actinopteri, Gadiformes, Gadidae.
CAGCCGGUAGUACUAGCCCGAUCACUUACACAGACACUAGUAGUCGAUGGAAAACCCAUCAGUCACAAGUAGAAGCGCCAGGGAAAAUGGAGCUUUUACGGUCGGGGAUGGUGUUGCUCCUUCUCCAAGUUCUGCAGCUGUGUGUGCUCGGUGCAUCAGGUAAAUCAGACCAACAGUGGCUAAACAUUCAAAGGACCAUUUCCAGAGCUGUGGAGGAGUACACUCCCUGUAGUCCGGUCAACUGUAGCUGUCAUCUGAGCGUCCUUCAGGACGAUCUGCGUCCGUUCCAAGGGGGCGUGUCGGAGAAGCUGAUGGCGAGCACCGUGCGUCGGGGGGUGGGCACCCACUACCAAAUCAUCGGCCACAAACUGUACCGCGAGAGCAACUGCAUGUUUCCAGCCAGGUGCAGCGGAGUGGAGCAUUUCAUCCUGCAGGUGAUUGACAGGCUGGCCGACAUGGAGAUGGUGAUCAACGUCAGAGAUUACCCACAAGCCCCGGGAUGGGUGCAGCCCACCUUCCCCGUCCUCUCUUUCAGUAAGACGGCUGACUACCAGGACAUCAUGUACCCUGCCUGGACCUUCUGGGAGGGGGGUCCGGCGGUGUGGCCCAUCUACCCCACGGGGCUGGGCCGCUGGGACCUGAUGAGGGACGACCUGGAAAGGUCUGCUGCCCAGUGGCCCUGGAAGAACAAGGACCCCAAAGGGUUCUUCAGGGGAUCCAGAACCAGCGCAGAGCGGGACCCUCUGAUCCUCAUGUCCAGGGAGAACCCGGAGCUGGUGGACGCAGAGUACACCAAGAACCAGGCCUGGAAGUCUGAGAGGGACACUUUGGGCAGACCUCCAGCCAAGGAGAUCCCUCUGGUGGACCACUGCAAAUACAAGUACCUGUUCAACUUCCGCGGCGUGGCGGCCAGCUUCCGCCUGAAGCACCUCUUCCUGUGCGGCUCGCUGGUCUUCCACGUGGGCGACGAGUGGCACGAGUUCUUCUACGGCCAGCUGCGGCCCUGGGUCCACUACGUACCGCUCAGACAGGACCUCGCCGACGUCAGGGAACUGCUCCAGUUUGUGAAACAUCAUGACGCAAUUGCGCAGGAUAUUGCCCUCAGGGGUCGACGGUUCAUCCUGGAGCACCUCGACAUGGAGGACGUGUCAUGUUACUGGGAGCAGCUCCUCUCCCAGUUCGGCCGCCUCCUCCAGUACCGCCCCCAGAGGAACACGUCGUACGCCCAGAUCAGCCCCAGGGCCCGCCGCACAGAGCUAUAACCCCCUCGAUCUGACCCUGAGCUCCGCUGUACCGGUGGGGCGUUUAAAACAGCGUCUAGUCAGAUGAACGAUGAAUGUGUUUGUGUGGACCUGUCUCUUGUUGGAAAAAAAAAAAAUGACAUCUUCUGAAAUUGAAAUUGAUUUUUUUUUUAUCAUCUCGCAGUAUCACAGUGCACCUAGUCAACAAAGGGUUGGAUAGAAAAGCAGAUUUUUGUAUUUAUUUUCCGUCCAAAUCGAAACCCACUUUAACAUACUCAGCCGUUUGUGAUAAUGUCACUGCCCUAACGGGCCAAACAACAAGGACUCCAUCACAGAUGAUGAAAUCCCACUCAAAUAAAUCUCCAGGAUACUUAUUGUGUGACGGAAGAGACGGCUGCAUUAUCUGGUCUUUGUAAAGGGCAAUAACGUUAGUUAUUGGUUCGUCUUGGGCUGGGUUUUCUUGGACAUAACCAGGACAUGUAUUGAGAGCAGUAAGGUCACGUUAUUCUAUUCUCACGAACGAAUGAGGGAAUUCUGUAAUUCAGAGUGGUCCAUUUGUGAGCUAGGUUCACGUUAGGUAGUAAAAGUAGUGUCUUUUAACUAUUAGUGAUAAUUAAUAUAAUUUACAAAGUGUGUGUGUGUGUGUGUUAAACGUAUGAAGCGUUUAUAUUUCUAUUCACACACUGCCAUCUACUGGGCAAAUAUGAUUUCUGCAAUACACUUGGCGAUUACCCUAACUUCAGUUUUUUAAACGUUCAUACACAAGACAAUUUAUUUUUAGUUUUUUUUUUACUUUUAUAGAUAUGAUGUCGGAGUUGGAUGCUAUUCGUAGUAAAGCUGUAUUAUAUAUAUUAUAUAUAUAUAUAUAUAGUUACCUUUAUUUUUACACAGUAUUUGUAAUCCGCUGUCAGGGGCCAUAUAAUCCCUCCCCCCUUGUCUGUUUCUAGUUUGAUUUGUGUUCUUAAAAAGGUACUUCAUGUUACGCAAUGACCAACUGUUACCAUUCCGGCCAAACUGUUACUUGUUACAUCUUAACUGCAUUGUGUUCAUUUUUUAUAUUAUGGUGUUUUAAUUCUUUCUUUAAACUAGUUUUCCUCAUCUAUGCAAUUUUGCAUAAUUUAAUGUUCAUUCUGUUAUCAAAUUAAAAAAACAUUAAAAU